Messenger RNA from Stylophora pistillata, 783 nucleotides. RefSeq names its product protein dpy-30 homolog. NCBI's taxonomy places the organism in Eukaryota, Metazoa, Cnidaria, Anthozoa, Scleractinia, Pocilloporidae. The record is from RefSeq and is a predicted model, not a curated record. Gene Ontology annotation, cellular component: Set1C/COMPASS complex.
UUUACUUGGUAACAAGAGAAACAUGGCGGACGGUACUCCGACUGAAGUAGCUCCACAAGAACAAGUUUCGUUGGUUCCUCCUGAAGAAAACAAUCACAGCCAACCUGAGGUUCCCCAGGAAACUUCUCCCCAUGCUGAAAUUGGUGUGACAGAAAAUGUUCAGAAAAUGGUGGAGAAAGAGAAGGAGGCUACUGAAAAACCAACAAAACCAAAAGUAGAACUACAGUCAUUACCAACCAGAGCAUACUUAGACCAGACAGUUGUGCCUAUCCUUCUUCAAGGUCUCUCCACCCUGUCCAAGGAAAGGCCACCCAACCCUAUUGAAUACCUGGCAACAUACUUGCUGAAAAACAAAGACCAGUAUGAAGAAAGCUAGUGACCAUACCUUAUAUUCAUAUGAUUGUAAAUUUAUCACCUCGUAGGUAAUAUGUCACCACUGGAUGCCAUUAUUAACCUAACUUUAUAGAAAAAGUGACAGAAGACAAGACAGUUUAAGGAAGAAAAGAGGAUUUUUACUGUCAUUUGUGAAUGUUGGUCAAGAUGCAUUAGGCUGGUUUUAUUUGAAACAAAGCAAUUUUGUCAUUAUGUUUAUCAUCUUUAUCACUUAUUAAUAUAUUUAUCCGGGUAUUUCUGAGAAAGUCAAUUAUGUGAUGUCAUUAGCCUCCUCAAAGUUUGACUAUAACCUUAACGCGUUUCAACUGUAUGACUUUGUAUUGUAUCUCUUGUGUUUCUCUUGUUUGUAAGGUACCUUCGACACUGAAAUUAAAAAAACAUUGUUGAGUG